Messenger RNA from Lichtheimia ornata, 1692 nucleotides. RefSeq lists its product as uncharacterized. NCBI's taxonomy places the organism in Eukaryota, Fungi, Mucoromycota, Mucoromycetes, Mucorales, Lichtheimiaceae. The coding region runs from base 1 to 1692 and encodes 563 amino acids. The record is from RefSeq and is a predicted model, not a curated record. The transcript is spliced from 5 exons.
AUGACUCAAUCUCCGAAGCUACGUUCUUUCUUUCGGUUCAAUCGACACCAACACCAACAGACGCCAACUAACAAGUCUACGGCUUCUGCUGUUUCUCCAUCGACCAUGAACGGCCUCGGAUCUCCGACCCAAGACCAUGUGGAAGAGAACCAAGACAACGUCCAAGGAUGGCUCAUGAAUGUCCCAGGCUAUCGUCAACAACCACAUGCCACCACUCUCAACAACAAUUCCUCAAUUCUUGUCGAUGCCGACAACAACAGUAUACCAGUUGAACGGCAACCCUUAAAACCUGGUCGGCCCGCAUCGAUUGCCUCCGUUAGCUCCACUGACAGCAUCAACUUGGAUGAAUUGAUCAAGAACAAUUAUACUGAAAAAGUGGAUGAUGAAACCGAUUUGCCCAACCUAGCUGGAUUGGAUCUGGAUGAUUCUACUGAUGAUUUUUGGAAAAUGGAUGAUACCCUCGCAAACUUUGUCCCGAAAAAGCAAGCGGAGCAAAAGACAAGCACUUCAAAUGACUUGUUGAGUGGCUCUUUUGAUGAAUUGGCUGGCAUGAGCACGAAUGAUGACGAGCUCAUGAAUUGGUCACCAGAAGAUGACCACUUGGAGACACUUUCCAAUGCAUCCUAUACAUCCUCAAAAACGGUGCAAGGUCGUUUACGUACACCAUCAGCCUUAUCAUCUUCACAAUAUUCAGCCUCAUCACCUGAACAAAAGCUUGGACGACAACGAUCCAGCAGUCUUAGUAGCGAAAACAGCCUUACAUCACAAUCCACAGUGACCACAGGAGGUGUCAACAACCAAUACGCACGUUAUGGAAUGACACCAGUACUUCAUCCAUCAGAAUCCACCACUUCCAACUCGUCAAGAUCGCAUAGUCGACUCUCUAAUUAUUCAGCUGGUAGCAGUCAAGCAUCAUCCAAUACGUCUGCUUUACCACGACCACGCGCGAGCUCCCGUAAUGGUGGAUCAACAACACCUUCUUACAACACUGGACGUCGUAUGUCUGAUAAGUCAUCAUCGGGUGAACCAUUGCGAUCUUCUUCAAGGAUAGGCACGCGUGGCAUGUUAGGAGGUGGUGGUGGUGGUAGUGGUGGUAAUGGUGGUAGCAGCACAUCACGCCUUGCUAAGCGUGCCACUCAUGUACCACUUCCAUCGAGUCGUUCUGUAUCCAAGCCUCAAGUGGUUACUUCAUCACGAUCCACUGGUUUAUCAAGCUCUCGACUUUCCCAUAACAACAGCGCAACCCAUGGCAAUGGUCCUAGUCGACCUGGUAGUCGUAUUGGAGGAUUACGCUCGAGCCACAUUCCUGCACCACCAACACCAUCACGCAACACAACGGCAUCAUCUGAUUCUCGAGCUUCAGGAGCAAGAUCGCCCACCUUGGGUCCUGCACGUACGACUACAGGUGGUUAUAGACCCCAUUCGCCAUUCUCUUCUUCAGGCAAUAGCACGACCAAUGGUUCAACUUCUCGUAUUGGGAUUACAAGAGCCACUCGUAGUCCUACACCCACAAAUGGAGGAGGAGCAAGAACUAGUAUUUUUGGCAUGGAUUCAAGCCGACGUAGUACAACAGGACAAAAAGAAUCAGAUGCAUCUCGUAUUGCACGACCCCCAUCAGCAGCAGGUGGUAGUCGAAAAACUACAGGCUUACGUCCCCCAGGAGCAUUCUCAAAGUUAGCUGGUCGACGGUGA